Molecule: messenger RNA, 2188 nt
Organism: Pyrus x bretschneideri (Chinese white pear)
Lineage: Eukaryota; Viridiplantae; Streptophyta; Magnoliopsida; Rosales; Rosaceae
Product: E3 ubiquitin-protein ligase RGLG2
Exons: 13
Coding region: 540-1991 (483 amino acids)
Biological process (GO): protein K63-linked ubiquitination
Molecular function (GO): ubiquitin protein ligase activity
Source: RefSeq, a predicted model, not a curated record
AAAAAAAAAAAAAAAAACUUUCCAUCUCCGUUUUCAAAAACACCGAAUCCAAAAACAGUAACAGCCAUUAUUGCGGUGCCCACUUCGGCGAAACUUCCAGCCCCAAUUUUCCUCUGAUUCCGAUUUCUCAAAUAUUCAGUUUUUCAAAAGAGAACUCAGAAAAAGCUUCCCCACUUUCUUCUAAAAGAAAAAGAGCUUCCCCCACUUUCUAAUCAUAUUUUUAUAAUCGAUUAAUUAGAUCCACCAACCCAUUAAUCUACUAAUUAAACCUAACUCAGUCUCCCUCUCCCUCUCAUCGCUGCAAGUCGUCCAUUGGCGGCUGCUCGCCAUGUUUCAGAGCCCUCCUUCCUCAGUUUUGGUGGGUACGCCAUCAAAAUCUUACCUGUUUGUGGCUUGCGGUGGAAGCGACACUUGGCGCGUAAUUUUCGGCAAAGGUGCGGAUUUCGACUCGUUCGGUUGAUUUUUGUGGGCUGCAUUCGGAAGGGAAAAGGGAAACAGGAUUCCUUUUAGAUUUUGGGAAUUUAUUCUGAGUUGGGUUAAUGGGUGGGAGAAGUUCAAAAGAGGGGAGCUAUAGGCCGGAUUCGUCUACUCGUUGGAGUUCUGCGUGGGACGGCUAUACGGAUGAUCAACCAACAUAUUCUGAAUCGUCAUACGCUCAACCAUCAUAUGGUCAAGAAAGUAGCCAUCCACCACCACCCCAGGAAUCCUAUCAAAUAGCACAGCCUUACUAUGCCCCCGAGUACGCUGCUCCUGCAGUGCCUCGGCCGGCUGCUCCUGCAGCCCCUCGGCCGGCUGCUCCUGCAGCCCAUCGGCCUCAGGAGAAGAAGUUCGAUAGGAGAUAUUCUAGAAUUGCUGAUAAUUACAAUUCCCUGGAGGAGGUGACGGAGGCUCUUGCGCGUGCUGGUCUCGAGUCUUCGAAUCUUAUCGUCGGUAUUGAUUUCACAAAGAGCAAUGAAUGGACAGGUUCGAGGUCAUUUAACCGAAAAAGCUUGCAUCACAUUGGGAAUGUGCCAAAUCCCUAUGAACAUGCGAUAUCCAUAAUUGGAAAAACCUUGGCUGUUUUUGAUGAGGAUAACCUAAUUCCCUGUUUCGGCUUUGGUGAUGCGUCAACCCAUGAUCAAGAUGUCUUUAGUUUCUAUGAUGAUAGAUAUUGCAAUGGUUUUGAGGAAGUAUUGACUCGCUACAGGGAAAUUGUUCCUAAGCUACGGCUUGCAGGACCGACUUCAUUUGCACCUGUAAUUGAACAGGCCAUGACUAUUGUUGAGGAGAGUCGCGGCCAGUACCAUGUACUGUUGAUUAUUGCAGAUGGCCAGGUAACUAGAAGUGUUGAUACUGAACAUGGCAGGCUGAGCCCUCAGGAGCAGAACACAGUUAAUGCCAUUGUUGCAGCAAGCAAGCUCCCUCUAUCAAUUAUAUUAGUUGGUGUUGGAGAUGGGCCCUGGGACAUGAUGAAAGAAUUUGAUGACAAUAUUCCUACUCGGGCAUUUGAUAAUUUCCAAUUCGUGAAUUUUACGCAAAUUAUGUCAAAGAACGUGCCACCAUCAAGAAAGGAGACGGAAUUUGCUCUAGCAGCCUUGAUGGAAAUUCCUUCUCAGUAUAAAGCGACAUUAGAACUUAGUAUACUGGGCAGUCGGAAGGGCAAUAUUCCUGAGAGGGUUCCUCUUCCCCCACCAGUGUAUGGUGCGUCAUCUUUCAGCAGCUCAAAACCUUCCCGUGGUACCAGUUUCAGUACACCAUCUUUCACGAAACCUUCUCAAACUACCAGUUAUGAGCGUAGUGUUCCCCCUUAUUAUGGAGACAGCAGUUCCGUCGGUACAGCUCCAUCUGCUCCCAGUUCUACCUAUGAUAAUCAGGUUUGCCCCAUUUGCCUUACGAAUCCAAAAGACAUGGCCUUUGGUUGCGGGCAUCAGACAUGUUGCGACUGUGGACAGAAUCUUCAAACGUGCCCAAUAUGCAGAACGGCAAUCCAAACCCGGAUAAAACUGUAUUAAGGACGACCCUCUUUCGUGCCAGAGUGCUGACAUUGUUUGUAUUGGGUUUUUUAUUUUAUUUUAUUUUUAUAUUUUUAAUCACAUUCUUUGUAGUCCAUUGCUUUGGAUGAUCAGCAUAUGAUGAUAAUGAUCCGAGUGUCUGGUAUUUUUUUGGGUUGUUUAAAAAGAAAAAGAAAUGAAGUGCUGCCCUUUGUACA